UGAAGUGUCCAAUUUCUCAACCAAAAGUGCAUCUCUUGCAUUUGGUGUAUUCGUCUGUAACAUUAAUUGCUGCGCUCAGCUGUUAUUGACAGUCAAUUGUUGUGGAUUUGUGUGAGGACACCUGUUCGCCAAGACAGGUGUUGUCUUUGCCCAUAAUCCUGGAGGCACAUGUUGAGGUGUAAAUAUAACAAUACACAGCAAUUAAUACAUACAUUUGAAGAGGUUUACUAUAACCCCAAGAAGAUCUAGAAUCACGAUCCCAAGUUUACUUGUGGUAGGUGGGGUAGACAUCCUGAUACUCCCUCCCUGGCAUGUGGAGAUUCUAUAAAUUCUGAUUCUAGGAGAAUGUAUAGCAAUAAAUCUGCUUUGUAUAGUACAGAAUGCAGUUUUACUACGUGCUAGUGUGUGUGUUGAUGCUACUCAGUCCUAGUCGUCAAGCCCCAGUCGUCUCACGGCCCAGCGACUACAGUGUUAGUGUGGUGUUUGACAAUCAGUGUGCUUCCAGGAAUGACGUCGAGGAAAUUGCAAGAGCACAGAAUUACGAUUUAGCACGAACUGUACUACGAACUCAUGUGCAAUUCCACCGUGAGCAGCUUGGAAAAGUGAGAUAGAUGACUCUCUCUUGGAAGGAAAUGAAACUGAAUAUUCUACUAAUGAAAAGAUCCUCGAAAAUAUUUUUGAAUCUCUUAGCAAUUUGACAAAAAAAGUACAAUGUCUCAAACAACAGAAUUCCAUGGGGUCUUCCAAUACUCCAGCUUCAUCCUGUCAAGAUCUUUACGCGGCCUCAAAACUAUCAGAUUAUUAUUGGAUACAGGGUGGCCCUGGUAACCCAGCAGCAAGGUUACUGUGACAUGGAUCGAACCUGUUGUGGUAGCAGAGGAGGAUGGAUGAAAGUGGCUGACAUUGACAUGACUAAAUCGAAUCACCAAUGCCCAGUCGGAUUUAAAUUGAUAACUAGGACAACAACACCGUACCGUGCAUGUGGUAGGCCGGACCGUCUUAGUGGUUGUACCUCCACCACUUUCGCUACUAAUGGAGCUAGAUAUUCUCGUGUAUGUGGUAGAAUACUGGGAUAUCAAAUUGGCUCUCCAGAUGCUUUCAGUCGACAGUCCAGAGGUAUUGAUAGUUAUUACAUUGAUGGUAUUAGUCUGACACAUGGACAGUCUCCACGAAAACACAUCUGGUCGUUUGCUGGUGCGGUGAAUGAAGGUUCGUAUUUUUCUACUAGCAUUUGUCCUUGUUCGAACAAUGGAUAUCGUGGUACCGUGCCUUCUUUUGUUGGUAAUGACUACUUCUGCGACUCUGCUAUUAGAGGAGAGGGCUCUUUCUCACCUGGUCUGUUUUAUCCGAGUGAUCCACUCUGGGACGGUCAGGGAUGUGGGGCUACCAGUACUUGCUGUGCGUUCAACAACCCACCGUGGUUCUGCAAGCAACUCUCUCAACCGACUACAGAUAAUAUAGAGUUAAGGAUUUGUGGUGGCUCGUCAAAUUCUGCAGAUGAUUCGCCAUUUGAAGUUGUUGAACUUUUUGUUAACUAACUGUCCAAAUGUGUAGCUCAAUUAAUGCAUGCAUGUAUAUAAUUAUUCGUGUGCAAUUGGGGUGAUUUUUGCGCACAAUGGUAUGGUGAUCAUUGUGUGAGGUAUAUAAUAGACUCUCGCUAAUCCGGCUCUCUGAAGUAUGGUCACCUCGAUAUAUACCGGUUGUUUCGUUUGGCACGGAUUGCUAUAUAGCUUGAUCUUUACUGCACACUUGAAAACUCGCUGAUUUCGUAUAUAUAUAUAUACUGGUCAGUUCUGCCACAAACUAGAUUUUUUAUUACGACUGGAUAUGACGUUUUGGGUGUGCGUCGGAUUACACUUAAAUAAAGAGCAUAAAAUUAAUGACUCGUUAUCUUAGAGACAGAACCGCAAAAUUAGUCAUUAGAUUUGAGGUAGGAUUGCUUUUUAGCUGCGGCUAUUUUCUGAUACAGCCACCUCGAACUUUGCAAGGGUUGAUCAAUUUGCAAUCGCAAAACCUAAACUAUUACUAGUAAAUACACACGACCCUUGCCAGAACGCAAUAGUUAGAUCGCAAAAGGUCAAAUGUUCUGCUGAUUUGGCUCAUUCGCAAAAGGUUUUUUACCCGCUACUUCCUUGUAAGAACGCUUUUGAUUCUAGGAAAAGUUUUAUAGCUGAGUAAAGUAGAUUGAAGCCUCUUUAUGAUACGCCAUUUGAAGUUCAGUGUGGAACUAUUACUAGAUUAAUGUAUCCUAUAGUUUAAGGUACGUGUAGUUAACUAUUCUAGAGAGCAUUUUCUUAGUGUCUAAUAGUUUGCCUCAAAACUACUAACAGUGCUGCAUGCAUGCAUGGUUGUGUUUUUGGAAUACCUUAAGGUAACAUAAAUUAUUUUCGCGAGUAUUAAUUUCUGCGAAUGAGAGUAAGAUCCCAAAAAUGUGUACCUAGCUGUAUGCAGAUAAUUGGAAAAUACAAUGAAUCUCAAGUUGCGCAUGAUUAGAAACGCUAUGAAUAACAUUAAUUUCACAACCUUGAGCAGAAUUUAAUACCAGCUAAAUGAUACCUAAAUGAGCUAAACAUAACAGUGAAUUUGCUUAAUGUACCUGUGAAAAUAUGUCACCUUAACGGGUUAGUUAAUCGUAUGUCAUUGUGUGUGUACUAAAUUCACUAAGAAGCUGUAGUAGUCUACUGUUAUAAAGCUUGUCCCCUACCCCU
Messenger RNA from Halichondria panicea, 2708 nucleotides. RefSeq lists its product as uncharacterized. Bases 852 to 1538 code for a protein of 228 amino acids. The record is from RefSeq and is a predicted model, not a curated record. The transcript is spliced from 2 exons. Lineage: Eukaryota; Metazoa; Porifera; Demospongiae; Suberitida; Halichondriidae.